This is a messenger RNA of Diuraphis noxia (Russian wheat aphid), 1506 nucleotides long. RefSeq names its product spermatogenesis-associated protein 20. Gene Ontology annotation, biological process: carbohydrate metabolic process. Lineage: Eukaryota; Metazoa; Arthropoda; Insecta; Hemiptera; Aphididae. The record is from RefSeq and is a predicted model, not a curated record.
AAUCGUUUGGCUCAGGAAAGAUCACCUUACCUUUUACAACACGCCGAAAAUCCAGUGCAAUGGUAUCCAUGGGGUGAUGAAGCAUUUGAAAAAGCCCGUUCAGAGAAAAAACUUAUCUUUCUAUCAGUAGGUUAUUCUACUUGUCAUUGGUGCCAUGUUAUGGAACAUGAGUCAUUUGAAAACCAUGAUGUUGCAGCUGUCAUGAAUGAACAUUACGUGAAUAUUAAAGUGGACCGUGAAGAACGGCCAGAUGUAGAUCAACUGUACAUGACCUUUGUUCAGAUAUCAGUAAUAUCUGUCAUAUUUCCAGUGACCACACCCCGACAUUCCAUUAUACACCAAGUUCAUCGGCUCACUGACUCAAUUGCCUCUGCCUUAGAAAGAAGGCAAUAUUGUGCUGAACUCUUCCUGGAUGUUGCCCAGGCCUUUGAUAAGGUCUGGCACGACGGGCUACUAUUUAAAUUGAAAAAAUUCAGGCCAGCUCAAUUAUUCUUAGUUAUCAAAUCUUUUCUAGAAAAUCGAAGUUUCACUGUUAAACAAGGAAACAUCUUUUCGUCCCGAUUCAACAUCACUGCAGGAGUUCCCCAAGGACUAAUGAUAACAGCAUAUGCAAAAGCAGCAUCAGCAUUAAAUGUAGAAGAAUAUAAACAAAGAGCUGUUAAAGCUGCCGAAUUUCUUAGAACACAUGCAUGGGAUUCUAAAAAUAGUGUUUUAUUACGAUCGUGUUAUGUAAAUGAUAAUGAAGAUAUCGCGAACAUAGAAAACCCCAUUGCUGGGUUCCUUAAUGACUACGCUUUUCUCAUACGUGGUCUUUUAGAUUUGUAUGAAUGUACAUUACAGUCUAAAUGGUUAAAAUGGGCUGAUGAUCUGCAGAAACAGCAAGAUGAAUUGUUCUGGGAUAAGGAAAAAUUUGGAUACUAUUCUUCAUCUGACAAGGAUCCAAGUAUCAUUUUGAGGUUCAAGAGUGAUCAUGAUGGAGCUGAACCUUCUGGUAAUUCAAUAUCGGCAUUGAAUCUAUUAAGACUAUCAAUUUUAACUGAAAAGAUUGAAUAUYGUUCUAAGAUUGAUCCUUUAUUCUUGACAUUUGCUGGCCGUUUGUCUAGCAAUUCAAGUGCUUUACCAGCAUUAGUGUCUGCGCUUACUCUACAUUGUGAUUCAAUCACUUCUGUUUAUGUUACCGGUGAUUUGGAUAAUCCUGAGUUAGAAACGCUUUUAUCUGCAAUUAGACAGCGCUAUAUGCCUAAUCUUGUAUUAGGUCUAGCUGAUGAAAACUCUUUAUCAGAACUGGCAAAAGGCUUAGGGAUUGCAGAAAAUGGUAAAGUUGCGGCGUAUGUAUGCAAGAACAAUACUUGUAAUUUACCAGUGUAUAGCACAGAAGCGUUAAUUGCCUUAUUAGAUGGGAAAGUGGAAAGCUCAGCUAGCAACUAGCUUAGUUGCUUAGUAAGAAUAUAAUUUUAGUUUCAUAACAUUUCAAAUGUAUUUAUUUAUUAUUUAUUAUUUAUUAUU